AUGAUUCGCCGACAAGCACGAGAGAGAAGGGAUUACCUUUACCGAAAAGCGCUCUUACUGCGAGAUGCAUCGAUCGCCGAGAAGCGUGCAAAGCUCAAAGCCGCCUUGGCAUCUGGAAAACCACUCGAUCCCUCCAUCGUUAAUGACUCCCAGCUCCGCGAAGACUUCAAAUACGACGAAUCUCUGCCUUCCGGUUCCUCCAAGGGUCAAGGCAAAGAUGACGAGUUCAUGGACGUUGAUGAUGAAUAUGCCCUCACAUCUGGUUUGGUAGAUCCUCGUCCGCUGGUCACCACAUCUCGAUCUCCGUCAGCACGACUCAGCACUUUCGCGAAAGAAAUUCGGUUAUUGCUGCCGACCUCUAUUCGGUUGAACAGAGGUAAUCUUGUCUUACCUGAUUUGGUAUCGAGUGCGAACGCCGCCGCACUUACAGAUAUGGUCCUCUUGCACGAACACCGUGGCACACCUACCGCAAUCACGAUAUCACAUCUUCCUCAUGGACCAACUGCUAGCUUCUCAUUGCACAACGUUAUGCUGCGAGCCGAUAUUCCCGAUUCAUCUAGAGGAACUGUUUCCGAGAGUUACCCGCACUUGAUCUUUGAAGGAUUCACCACAAAACUCGGAAAGCGAGUUGUUCAGAUUCUUAAGCAUCUUUUCCCUCCCCGAGAAGGCGGCGGAAAACUCGGAAACCGAGUUGUUACAUUCCGGAAUAGAGAAGAUGCCAUUGAGGUUCGGCAUCACGUCUUUGUUAAGACAGGAUAUCAGGAUGUUGAAUUGGCCGAGGUGGGGCCUCGUAUGACCAUGCGGCUCUUCGAGAUUCGAGGCGGUACGUUAGAGAAAAAUGCUGGUGGUGAUGUCGAGUGGGCUCUUACUCAAUAUACGAGAACGAGCCGGAAGAAGGAUUACCUAUAG
Molecule: messenger RNA, 909 nt
Organism: Talaromyces stipitatus ATCC 10500
Lineage: Eukaryota; Fungi; Ascomycota; Eurotiomycetes; Eurotiales; Trichocomaceae
Product: U3 small nucleolar ribonucleoprotein IMP4, putative
Exons: 3
Coding region: 1-909 (302 amino acids)
Biological process (GO): rRNA processing
Cellular component (GO): Mpp10 complex; small-subunit processome; nucleolus
Molecular function (GO): snoRNA binding; rRNA primary transcript binding
Source: RefSeq, a predicted model, not a curated record